Molecule: messenger RNA, 1266 nt
Organism: Cucurbita maxima (winter squash)
Lineage: Eukaryota; Viridiplantae; Streptophyta; Magnoliopsida; Cucurbitales; Cucurbitaceae
Product: elongation of fatty acids protein 3-like
Exons: 1
Coding region: 162-1070 (302 amino acids)
Biological process (GO): very long-chain fatty acid biosynthetic process; fatty acid elongation, monounsaturated fatty acid; fatty acid elongation, saturated fatty acid
Cellular component (GO): endoplasmic reticulum membrane
Molecular function (GO): fatty acid elongase activity
Source: RefSeq, a predicted model, not a curated record
GCUAAAAAAUGGCCCAAAAUUUCUACAUCUCUCGAACAGACUCCCUUUCCCCUUUUUCCCUAAAAGUUCUCUCCGAUUUCGCCAUUUCCAUGGCUUCCCCAUGAUUUUCACGUAAAUCCCACGCUCCGCCGUCUGAUCGUUCCCUCUCAACGUCGACGGCGAUGCAGGCCGGAAUCAUGCCGAUCACCGAUUUAACCUACUGGCUCUCCGAGCACCCCUCGAUCGUCGGAUUCCGGUGGAGCCAUACCCAUUCAUGGGGUUCCACUUGGUCCUUCCUCUUCUCCUCUAUCGUCUUUUACCUCGCCUUCUCCAUCGCCAUCCAUCUCUUUCUCAGCCUCCUCCUCCGUCCCGGCCGCCCCGUACCUCUCGGCCCCAUUCCGGCCAUUCAUUGUCUCUCCAUGGCCCUCAUCUCCACUCUAAUCUCCGCAGGUAUCCUCCUCUCCUCCGCUGCUGAGAUCCGCGACACCCGGUGGUUCUGGCGGCGCUCCAAAACUCCCCUCCAAUGGCUCCUCUGUUUCCCUUUAGGCACUCGCCCUUCCGGCCGCGUUUUCUUCUGGUCCUACAUCUACUAUUUGUCUCGAUUCUUCCACAUGUUCCGCACCAUUUUCACCAUUCUUCGCCGUCGCCAGCUCUCCUUCUUCCAGCUCUUCAACCACUCGAUUUCAACGUUUAUGUCGUUCCUCUGGCUUGAAUUUUCACAGUCUUUUCAGGUUCUGGCGAUUCUCUCGACUUCGCUCCUAUACGCAGUGGUUUACGGGUACAGAUUUUGGACGGCGAUCGGAUUGCGAAGGGCGUGUUUCCCUUUUGUUAUGAACUGUCAAAUUGCGUUGUUGGGUUGCAAUCUGGCGUGCCAUGUGGGUGUGUUGAUGCUGCAUUUUAUGAAAGGUGGGUGCAAUGGAAUCCGAGCUUGGGGUUUCAAUUCGGUGCUGAAUGGAGCCAUUUUGCUGCUUUUCUUGAAUUUCUAUCUCAAAAUUCAUGUGGGGAAGACGAAGAGUUGUGUGAAGAUCAUGAAACAGCAGCCCUGUUCUGGGAAUUUGGAGGUUGAGCAUUUGAAAGAGAAGAAUCAAUGAAGGAAUUUUAGGAAGAAAAUCAUGAAUCUGCUUUUGUAAAGAGGUAAAUAUAUGAAUGUAUAUUAUAUACAAAUUCACAUAUAUGUUUAACGGUAGAAAUUUAUGGCUGGGGAAAAAUGUGUAAUGUUUAGGAGACACCUCAGUAGUAGGCCUUCAAAUUUUAAUGAUGAUCAAUAAAUUUAUUCCAAUUUUCUCC